Ostertagia ostertagi is the source of this 216-nucleotide messenger RNA. NCBI's taxonomy places the organism in Eukaryota, Metazoa, Nematoda, Chromadorea, Rhabditida, Trichostrongylidae. The record is from the annotation of a GenBank genome assembly.
AUGGCCGCUGAUGAGUACGUGAAAUCUGGAGUCCAACAAACGAAUCCAGACCCAGUGGAGUUGCCUGACAACACCGCAGAUAUUCAAGAGACUAUCGCCUACGCCAGUGAGCUCAUGCGCAUGUGCAUGAAAAAAAGUCUCCACGAACCCAUGAUUAGUUAUGUAGCUGCAAUAAGAGAGCAAACGAAAAAAACUGGGAGAGCUUAUUGGUUCUGA